Molecule: messenger RNA, 1766 nt
Organism: Cokeromyces recurvatus
Lineage: Eukaryota; Fungi; Mucoromycota; Mucoromycetes; Mucorales; Mucoraceae
Exons: 9
Coding region: 36-1499 (487 amino acids)
Molecular function (GO): RNA binding
Source: RefSeq, a predicted model, not a curated record
AAAAAAGAAAACUAUCCUUUCCUUUUGAAUAUACAAUGGCUUUAAUAAAGGAAAAUUCUUUAGAUAAUUUAAGUGAUCAACAUCAAGUUGAAGAUUCGAAUAAAAAAAAAGAAAAUCCUGCUGCUUGUGUGUUUGUGGCAAGUUUAAAUAAGCAUUUGGAAGAUCAAGAAUUACAUGAUAGUGUUUUGAAACACUUUAAACAAUGGGGACAAAUUAUAGGUGUCAAAGUAUUUAAAGAUUGGCUAAAAAGACCUUAUGCAUUUGUACAAUAUGAAAAUAUAUCCCAUUGUAAACUUGCUUUAAAAGAAGCACCUGGAACAAUAUUAAAUGGUAGAAGUAUUCGAUGUGAACCAGCAAGAGUAAAUAGAUCUAUUUGUUUAAUAUCAUUAAAUCAACCAUUUCAUAAGAAACAUAUACAAGAUACACUGUCAACAUUUGGUGAAAUUGAAGAUAUCACUAUUUUACAACCUCAUGGAAAAUUCCAUUCUAUUUUUAUUAAAUAUCGAUAUCGAGAUGAUGCUUUGAAAGCCUAUAUGACUUUAAAGUUUUCAGAUCAUCACUCUAUUUCCAAGUUAAUUCAACAAAAUCAAUGGUUUAUUGAAUGGGCUUCUAAUUUAGAUGAUAAUAAUCUUCAUGGUGUAUGUGGUAUUAGUUGUCGUUUAGAUAAACUUUGUAUCUUUGUAGGUAAUUUACCUGAAUCAACAAGUCAACAUGAUUUACAUAAAGAAUUUGACAAAUUUGGUACAAUUACCAAUAUUCAUUUAAUACGUAAACCCUAUCAUCGACCUACUAUCAAAAAAGUAUUUGCCUUUAUUAAAUACAAGUCUGAAAAAGAAGCAUCAGAUGCUAUAGAGCAUGAAAAUGGUAAACUGUAUAAAGAUGAUAAAAUUAUUCGUGUUUGUUUUCGACAAUAUCCUUUUAAUUCUUGUAAACAAUGCAAUAAUACAACUACUUUUAUCAAUGAUCAUCAUAACAAUAUUAUGUCAACAAAUAAUUUUUAUUAUUCUCCUCCAAUGAUAGAAGAUUAUUCUUCUGUAGGAAAUACACCUUUUAUGUAUAUCCCAUCACUUUAUCCUUCAUAUCUACAACAAAAUAUGAUACCUUUUACUACUAAUACAAACACUACUGCUACUGCUAGUAAUAAUAAUAAUAAUACUACUGCUACUACUACUACUACUACUACUCCUGCUACAACUACAGUACCUGCUACUACGGCACCUCAACAAGAUAAAUUAUCAACAUCAGCUAAUAAUAAUAAUAAUAAUAAUCAAUCUUCUUCUUCUUCUUCUUCUUCUUCUACAACUUCUUUAUCAGCUUACUACCCCAAUAAAGACAGCUUUUAUAAUACUAUUAUUACGCCAUUCCUUUUUAAUAAUAAUCCUGAUUAUACAAAUGGUUAUUACAUGGAUCCUUAUCCUACUAUGGUUUAUUAUACUUAUCCACCACCACCACCACCACCACCACCUCUUCCUCACUCUACAUAUAAUCCUUAUAAAUAAGUACAAAAAUAAGUGUAGUUUAUUGCUUGAUUAAAUUAUAAUAAAAUAAUUAUAUAUGUAUACACAUAUACAUAUAUAUACAUAUAUCUAUUUAUAUGCAUAUGCUAAACUUAUAUAAGGCCACUGUUUAUAUAUUAAUAUCGACCUCCACGCUACAAUAAAAUAGAAUAUGAGAAUAGGUAUGUAUAUGCCGUAUGUGUAGUUACAUAUAUAUAUUUACAUUAGCCAGGACACUUAUCAUACUUUUUGCUCCAAAUGUUAACAUUG